AUGACCCCAGCUCGGAAUCUGUCCUUGUGCCCCUUCAACACCCAAGGCCCAGCACCUCUCCGCGUUCCUUCCUCUUCCCGGUGCCACCGGGUGCCCAUGGGGAAGAUCUCUCCCGGCUCCAAGAGUGGAGUCGCUCUCCCUCCAGUGGGCCAAGGUCCCGAGGCUUGUCAAAUGCUCACUAGAGCUCAGCUCGGCCAGGAUCCCCCACAGAGAACCGUGCUAGGGGUGUUGACUGAAAAUGAGCAGUACAGGAGGACCUGUGGCCAGGAGAUCACAACAAUUAGAUGUUUUUCUGGAUCAGAAAAUGUCUUCCCUGUGGCUGGAAAGAAAGUGCUCCCUGACCAUGGAGUCAAUGAGCCAGCCAAGCACGGAUUUGAUAUCUACAUGGAUGAGCCUGAACAGCGGGACCGGGACACCUGCCCAGGGAGAGAGGGGAUAGUAUUUGAGGACGUGUAUGAAGUAGACACAAGCAUGCUCAAGUCAGACCUCCACUUCCUGCUGGAUUUCAACACAGUUUCCCCAAUGUUGGUCGACUCCAAUGCCCAUGCCCAGUCGGAGGAAGCGACAGAUCUUGGUUCAGAUGUGAUUAAUGUAACAGAAUAUGCUGAAGAGAUUCAUCGUUACCUCCGAGAAGCUGAAGUAAGACACAGACCCAAGGCUCACUACAUGAGGAAGCAGCCAGACAUCACAGAAGGCAUGCGCGCCAUCCUGGUGGACUGGCUGGUGGAGGUUGGGGAAGAAUAUAAACUUCGCACAGAGACCCUGUACUUGGCUGUCAACUUCCUGGACAGGUUUCUUUCCUGCAUGUCUGUUCUGAGAGGGAAAUUGCAGCUUGUCGGGACAGCAGCUAUCCUCCUAGCUUCGAAAUAUGAAGAGAUAUACCCGCCAGAUGUGGAUGAGUUUGUCUACAUCACUGACGACACGUACACUAAGCGACAGCUCCUAAGGAUGGAGCAUCUGCUAUUGAAAGUUCUAGCAUUUGAUUUGACUGUUCCAACCACCAACCAGUUUCUCCUUCAGUACUUAAGGCGGCAAGGAGUGUGCAUCAGAACCGAGAACCUGGCCAAGUAUGUUGCAGAACUGAGCCUUCUUGAAGCUGACCCAUUCUUGAAAUAUCUUCCUUCCUUGGUAGCUGCAGCAGCUUACUGUCUGGCAAACUACAUUGUGAACAGGCACUUCUGGCCAGAAACGCUUGCUGCAUUUACGGGCUAUUCAUUAAGUGAAAUUGUGCCUUGCCUGAGUGAGCUGCAUAAAGCCUGCCUCAGUUUACCCCAUCGACCUCAGCAAGCAAUCAGGGAGAAGUAUAAGACUUCAAAGUACCUGCACGUGUCCCUCAUGGAGCCACCUGUAGUUCUUCCUCUGCAGUGA
Messenger RNA from Cricetulus griseus (Chinese hamster), 1368 nucleotides. The record is from RefSeq and is a predicted model, not a curated record. NCBI's taxonomy places the organism in Eukaryota, Metazoa, Chordata, Mammalia, Rodentia, Cricetidae.